AAUUCAUCAUACUCUUCAAAACUCUCUCUAAACACAACCAAUUCUUCUACUUAUUUUUUUUCUUCCUAAUUUUCCUUUUCUCAUCAAAAAAGACAAAACAACACACACACCAAAAAAAAAAUGGAAGGAAGUAUUAGUAGCAUAGAUCAAGAGAGUACUACUAGUGACUCUCUCUCCAUUGCUCCGGCCGCGUCGUCAUCGACGAUGAUUAAAUCGUCGACGACGAUAAAACUGCCGCCGGAGAGUGGUCUUUGCCGGAUGGGGAGUGGAACAAGUGUGAUAAUUGAUGCUGAAAAUGGUGUUGAAGCUGAAUCAAGAAAACUCCCAUCUUCAAGGUACAAAGGUGUGGUCCCACAACCAAAUGGUCGUUGGGGCGCACAAAUCUAUGAAAAGCAUCAGAGGGUAUGGUUAGGCACAUUCAACGAGGAAAAUGAAGCCGCUAGGGCUUAUGACAUCGCGGCCCAGAGAUUCAGGGGCCGCGACGCUGUAACUAAUUUCAAACCCUUGCUUGAGAAUCAAGAAAGCGAUGACAUGGAAAUCGCUUUCUUGAAUUCACAUUCCAAGGCGGAGAUCGUUGACAUGUUACGUAAACAUACGUAUAUCGAUGAGUUGGAACAAAGCAAGAGAUUGUUUGGAUUUACUAAAGACGGUAUGAUAAAAAGGAAAGAUGGACUAGUAAUUAGUUCGUUCUUUGGUAGUACAAAUGAUAAAGUCAAUUGCAAAGCGCGUGAACAGCUAUUUGAAAAAGUUGUUACACCAAGUGACGUUGGGAAACUUAAUAGGCUUGUGAUACCAAAACAACAUGCUGAAAAACAUUUUCCAUUACAAAAUGGAAAUAAUUCUAAAGGGGUUUUGUUGAAUUUCGAAGAUUUAAAUGGUAAAGUAUGGAGAUUUAGGUAUUCGUAUUGGAAUAGUAGUCAAAGUUAUGUUCUAACAAAAGGAUGGAGUCGUUUCGUUAAGGAAAAAAACUUGAAGGCCGGUGAUAUUGUGAGUUUUCAACGAUCUACAAGUGGAGAUAAACAAUUAUAUAUCGAUUUUAAGGCUAAAAAUGUGGGGAAUACUAGUAUGGUUGUUACGAAUCAAGUUCAGGCUCAGGUUCAAGUUCCACUGGUACAAAUGGUGAGAUUGUUCGGAGUUAAUAUAUGCAAGGUACCCGCGAAUGUAAGUAAUGUUGUUAUCGAUAACAAUAACAAUAACAAUAAUAAUAACAUGACUAGUUGGGGUGGGGGCAAAAGGAGGAUGGAGAUGGAAUUGUUGACAUUUGAGUCAUGUAGAAAGAAACAAAGGGUUAUUAUUGAUGCUUUGUAACAUGAUGUAGUAGUAGUAACUUUUCACUUUUUUGUUUUUGUAAUUCUUUUUUUUUUGUUACUUUUCAAGUUUUUUUUUUUUUUACUUUUAGAAGUUGCAAGGUGCAAAAAGACUUUCAAUUGUAUAUUAGUAUUUUAGAGAAGAAGAAAUGGCUCAAAAGUGAGCUAUCAUAGGUGAUAUGAAAAACAAAGAUGGAAAUGAAAAAAAAACAAGAAAUGUGAAUCUCUUCUUUUC
Solanum lycopersicum (tomato) is the source of this 1542-nucleotide messenger RNA. RefSeq names its product transcription factor RELATED TO ABI3/VP1 2 (gene RAV2). Gene Ontology annotation, biological process: regulation of DNA-templated transcription. Gene Ontology annotation, molecular function: DNA-binding transcription factor activity; DNA binding. The record is from RefSeq and is marked validated. NCBI's taxonomy places the organism in Eukaryota, Viridiplantae, Streptophyta, Magnoliopsida, Solanales, Solanaceae.